Funneliformis caledonium is the source of this 717-nucleotide messenger RNA. The record is from the annotation of a GenBank genome assembly. NCBI's taxonomy places the organism in Eukaryota, Fungi, Glomeromycota, Glomeromycetes, Glomerales, Glomeraceae.
AUGUCAAUUUGGGUAGACAUAUCUAAACUGGAGGAUACAGUUGACUCCAAUAACAAGGAUUUGUUUUUUGCUGUGUUAGGUGAGAGUCCUGGAAAUUUUAGGGUACUUACCUAUGUCAUGCUUAACGUCCUCAGAGACAAUAACCACCUGAAUUCUCGUGAUCUUAAAGUCUUAUGCCUAUAUACUCAGAAACGUUUCAUGAAAUUGUUAGAUAUAAUGGUGAAAAUGGGCGAUAAUAAAAAUUUUCCAGCUGAUUACGACUAUUGUAUUUUAGUGAUGAUAGAUCAGCCAUAUCUUACAACUUCUAAGUCAACCUACAACCAGAGAUUUAAUUUCAGAGAAAUUGAUCUAACUGAUCUAAUUGUUAAGCAACAAGAAGAUGGGAUCUUUCUAAUCAUCAUUUUCAUACACAAAAAUAAAGAAGACGAUUAUGAUAAAGAAUUAGUCGAAAUCAUACUCAACCACCUGGAUCUAACAUCAAUGUCUGUGUUGACAAGUGACUGGAUUAUUCCAAUUGAACGAAAGUUUAACCUUCUGUAUAUCAAUCUAGAGUUGAAUUUGUCAGCACAAUUUCAGUAUUUUGUAAUAUCUAAAAUUCCAGAUAAAUUGGAACUUCCAGAAGAAGAGCUUGGAGACGAAUUACUUGAAGAGCCUCGUGAAUUAGUUUUAGAUUCAUUGAUCAAAUUAGCUUCAGAUUCAUUGGACACACUUAGUUGA